Suillus discolor is the source of this 840-nucleotide messenger RNA. RefSeq lists its product as uncharacterized. NCBI's taxonomy places the organism in Eukaryota, Fungi, Basidiomycota, Agaricomycetes, Boletales, Suillaceae. The transcript is spliced from 7 exons. The record is from RefSeq and is a predicted model, not a curated record. The annotation marks the transcript as partial.
GCUUUUAACUCUCGUGAAAUACGACGACGCCAAAGAACGGAUACUGAACACUAAAGUGGACCUGCGUUUGCUGCAGAUGAUCGAUGAACGCAUAUUUGACGGAACAAUUCACCGGAAAGGCAUAGAUAUCCUUGCGGACAUAUUCAAAAAUGAUGACCUGCGAUCCAUGAUGUUAGACCCAAAGAAUCCACCGUCUUUCGAUAACGGUUCUUGGAAUUUCGGCUGCAAGGAUGCGCCCCAUCAGCGACUCAAGAAAGCGGCAAAGUACGUCCUGGAGAAGACAUUCCGCAGACAAGUCAAAAACGCAAUGGAUGAUUCCGAUAGCCCUAAAUACCCGAGAAACGUCAUUGGGAUUUUGCGCAAGAUGAUCGAAACAUAUCCGCUCGACUCUGUUCAGAAUAGCGCUAUCAAUUACCUGCGCAUUAUUGCUGAUUACGAGGACGCACGCCAGGCGAUGGUUGGCGCCGAAAUCAUAGGACCUCUUUUGUGGUGCCUUAAAGCCACGGAUGUGGACAUCGAUGCUCUCAAUGAUGUUUUAAGAAAGAUUGCGCCUGACGAAUCGUUGCGUCAUGAAAUCACAAAGGAUGACAAGAUACUGGUUGAAAUGCUCAGUAGUCAUUAUCCUGGCGAGGUUCUCCGCAUGACUGCCGCAUUGGAAUCUUUAUCGUCUUAUGGAGAGAUACGCCGGAAAGUUCGGGAGAUGGAUGAGUACCAACACCUGAAGAGGGAUCCCCUGUACUACUUAGAUCCGCAGCACCACCCUCACGAACGUGAUCAGUAUACCAUUGCAUCCCAGGCCAUCACAACGAUCAUCAGGGUAUUUGACACAUGAUAGAACAA